GGAUCACGAACGAUUUUUUGGUGGACCUUUUCUGCAAUUUCCUCCGUCCGGAACCUAUCCGAUUGGUGUUGAAAGGCACACCGGAAGCAAACUUCAUCCACUCGGAUCGGAUGAGGCAGUAGAUUGUGGUUGGAUUGCGAUAAAUUUGCUGGUUUUUCCUCCGCCUUCGACAGACCCAAGCCAGCAUAAGAGGAACGCAUUCGGAUUGCCGAGGGGGCUUUCUCUUGCACAGGACCAGGGAGUGGAGGGUUGUUAUUGAGGAAAGAGGAUAGAAAAUCGCAAUCCAAGAUGGUGAAACGAAAGACUCAACCACUGAUCGAUUCGGAAAGCAGCAGUGAUUCCGGGUCCGGAUCCGAUCUGGACUCAGAGCUGCUAUCGUUGGCCAAGAAAAAGAAAACAACCAGACUGGCAUCGAAUUCUCCGGGAGGGAAGUCAUCCGAUUCGGACUCGGAGGAUGAUUCGGAGCCAGAAGCGGCAUCGCAGCGAAAGAAGCAUGGUGCAAAGCCAGCAUCGUCUUCAGAGUCCGAAGAAGAGGAAGAGGAGGAAGAUGAAGAAGAAGAGGAGGAAGAACCGGAACAGGAGGUGAAACCCGCGAUCAAAGGUAGUGUGAAGCGGAAGCAACCAGAAGAUGAAGAAGAAGCAGAGGUAGAGGAAGCUAAAUCGGAACCAGAGGAGGGCCAGGUUUCGUCUGAGGAGGAAUCUGGUUCCGGUUCCGGUGAUGACAGCGACGAUGAAAGUGGAAGCAGCAGUAGCAGCGAUUCCGAAUUUGAUGACGGGUAUGACGAGAAUCUGAUGGGCGAUGAAGCGGAUCGGGCUAGGCUGAAUGCCUUGUCGGAGAAGGAACGAGAGACGGAAAUUUUCAAACGUAUCGAACGGCGCGAUGUUAUGAAGACGCGCUGGGAGAUCGAGCGUAAGUUGAAGCUGGCCAAGAAGGCAGAGCGUGCAAAGGACAAGGAAUCGCAGCCACCGAGGAAGAAAAAGAAGAAGGACAAGAAAAAGAAGUUGGCGCAACAGAAGGAGCAGGAAGACAAGAAAAAGAAAGUCAAGGAACCGACUCCGGAACCAAAAGAACCAUCUCCGCCGCCUCCAGUGCAGCAGCUAGAUGAACCUUCCGAGGGUGAGGCCAGUGAUACCUCACUUUCUUCGCCGGAUAAAUCCAAAGAAGCUGAAUCGGCUUCCGGAGCUUCGGACUUUUUCGAUCCGAAAGAACGAUCCAAGGAGCGCAAGAAGAAUGUGGAAGCUAAUCGAACCGAUGACAAACGAAGCAAUGCCAUGGCCAUGUUGAAAGCUAAACGAGAAGGUAAAGCCAAGCGAGAGGAGGAAGAAGCCAAACGGGAAGCUAAACGUAAGGCCGAAGCCGAAGGCAAGAACAACUUGGAAGACGUCCCCGGAGGCAAAUCCUCACAGAAGCUGAAAGCAUCGGAUAUCUAUUCGGACGACUCUGGAAGUGAUAGCGACGACGAGAAGAAGUCUGAUCGUCGAUCGAAAUCUGGUUCCAGUAGUGGCAGCGGAAGUGACAGCCGUUCGUCGUCCGAGAGCGAAACGGAAGGUGAGCCAAAGGAAAAGAAAAUAUCUUCUAGUUCCAGUUCCACCUCUAGCAGGAAGCCAGUGGCCAUCACUAACCGUGACGAGCUGAACAAGUUACGAAUCUCGCGACACAAGAUUGAACGCUUCAUUGCACUUCCGAUGUUCGAUCAGAUUGUGCUGAACUGCUUUGUGCGAAUCAAUAUCGGAAACAACAACGGAAGACCAGUCUAUCGGGUAGCGGAGAUCGUGGGAGUCGUGGAAACGGCCAAGAUCUAUCAGUUCGGAAAGUGUCGUACGAACAAAGGAUUCAAAUUGAAGCACGGCAGCCAGGAGCGAGUAUUUCGAUUGGAGUUUGUUUCGAAUCAGGACUUUACCGAUAGCGAGUAUCAAAAGUGGCUCAGCGUUUGCGAAGCCACAAGUACUCCGUUGCCCUGUGUGGACUUCAUUGACAAGAAACAGGAUGAAAUCAAGGAAGCGAUCCAGUACGAAUUCAAGGAUGCAGACAUCGACAAGAUCAUCGAGGAGAAGAAUCGAUUCCGGGCAUAUCCGACCAACUACGCCAUGAAGAAGACGCUGCUCAUGAAGGAACGAGACGCCGCCCAACUGCGUGGGGAGGACGCGUUGGCCCGUGAACUCAACACCCAGAUACAGGAGCUUGAAGAACGCGCCAGCAUUCUGGACAAGAAGCGUAGCAGCAGUAUUAGUUUAAUUUCCUACAUUAACGACCGCAACCGGAAACGCAACGUUGAGGAUGCCGAGAAAGCCAUCAAGGAGGAGAUCCGUGCCUCUCGCGGCUUGAAGAUCGAGGAUCCAUUCACGCGACGACAGACUCAGCCACGGAUGUCGUUCAAGGCAUCAGAUAAGAAGGAUGAACUUCCUAUGCUUAUGAUGCCGGCACCUCCACCACCGGGUCAUAAGAAGAAAACGGACGACAAGAAACCCACGUCCAGCGCGGACAACAACCUGUACUCGUUGCAUGAUUUCGAGAUCGAUCUGGACGUUCCCCUACCUGUCGGCUCGGUUAACGUACUUCCGAAACCAGUUGAGAAAGCGGUCAAAGAAUCCGGUCCGAAACGCUCGCUCAAUCUCGAAGACUACAAGAAGAAGCGAGGUCUAAUCUAGACGAUUACAAAACGUACCCCCUUACCGAACAAGUACUAUCGGUAUUCUCUUACUAUUAUUCUAUAGAAACUACUGGUAACGAAAUGAGUAGCAUUGGAUCUUGAAAUGUGACGCUCAUACACACACACACACAAAAACCCUCAAACUCACAAACAGACAGACAGGCUACAACUAAAGAAAACUCAAGGUAAAUACCUAGCUGCUACUUAUAAUAUCGAAACGUUACUAUCUAGGGAGUUGGCAUGGAUACUUGUCCACUAUUUCAGAGCAGUUACUACUGCAAGCUUUGUUCUUCGUUAAAUCCUCGUUUAAAACAAGAUAAUAGCCAUUGCAAUAGAACCACCAGCAGGAUUGAGUGAACCCGAUGGAGGAAGUAAAACAUCAACAUUGAUAAAUAACUAUACUUAGACUGUCUUCGAUUUUAAUUUAUUUGUAACAUCCUUUUUUACGAAUAUCGAUUAUGAUGAAGGAACUUAUUAUUGUUUAGGAUAAUCAAAUUAAUACUGCUAAAAAGUAAAAUCAGCAACAAAAAAAAAACAAGCAAAAAUAAGGUCAUUAGUGCAUUGCAAGAAGGCAGGAAUAAUAAUACCGAGUGAUUAAGCGGAAAAUAUAACAAAUGUAUUGUUAUGAUUGA
Ochlerotatus camptorhynchus is the source of this 3283-nucleotide messenger RNA. RefSeq names its product Rtf1 (gene Rtf1). Gene Ontology annotation, cellular component: Cdc73/Paf1 complex. The coding region runs from base 289 to 2649 and encodes 786 amino acids. The record is from RefSeq and is a predicted model, not a curated record. The transcript is spliced from 5 exons. Gene Ontology annotation, molecular function: RNA polymerase II C-terminal domain phosphoserine binding; DNA binding. Lineage: Eukaryota; Metazoa; Arthropoda; Insecta; Diptera; Culicidae.